Cornus florida is the source of this 906-nucleotide messenger RNA. RefSeq names its product large ribosomal subunit protein eL13z. Gene Ontology annotation, cellular component: ribosome; cytosolic large ribosomal subunit. The record is from RefSeq and is a predicted model, not a curated record. The transcript has 5 exons. The coding region runs from base 141 to 761 and encodes 206 amino acids. Gene Ontology annotation, molecular function: RNA binding; structural constituent of ribosome. Gene Ontology annotation, biological process: translation. Lineage: Eukaryota; Viridiplantae; Streptophyta; Magnoliopsida; Cornales; Cornaceae.
CCGGUCCAAUCCGGUUUUCAAAAACCUAGGGUUUCUUAUAUGCUGCUUACAAAAUCAGAGACGCCGUAUCACAAAGAUUAGAGUUGGAGACUCUUCAGCGGCUCUCACUUCUAUCCGGCACUGAUUUGUGUACCUGAACCAUGAAGCAUAACAAUGUUAUACCCAAUGGGCACUUUAAGAAGCACUGGCAGAACUAUGUGAAGACCUGGUUUAACCAACCGGCUCGCAAAGCCAGAAGAAGAACUGCUAGACAAAAGAAGGCCGUGAAGAUUUUUCCUCGACCUACUGCUGGAGCACUUCGUCCCAUUGUUCAUGGGCAGACAUUGAAGUAUAAUAUGAAAGUCAGAGCUGGGAGGGGAUUUUCCCUUGAGGAGCUCAAGGCAGCAGGCAUUCCAAAAAAAUUGGCCCCAACUAUUGGCAUAUCUGUUGAUCAUCGCCGCAGGAACCGUUCCCUAGAGAGUCUGCAGACUAAUGUUCAGAGGCUGAAGACAUACAAGGCCAAGUUGGUUGUCUUCCCACGCCGUGCUCGCAAAUUCAAGGCUGGUGAUUCUGCUCCUGAGGAAUUGGCAACAGCUACUCAAGUCCAAGGUCCUUACAUGCCGAUCGUGCGUGAGAAGCCUACUGUGGAGCUUGUUAAGGUCACAAACGAGAUGAAGUCAUUCAAGGCCUAUGAUAAAUUGCGCGUGGAGCGGAUGAACCAACGCCAUGUUGGUGUCAGGAUGAAGAAGGCUGCGGAGGCCGAGAAGGAAGAGAAAAAAUGAUCAAGUAAUACUAGCCCAUCCUAGUAUUGAACAUCUAUGGCCUUUUUUAUAUGGAGUUAAUUUGAACCAUUAUAUAUGCACAAGCUUUGAUCCUUGUUCUGAUGACAUUUUUGAAUUAAGAUUGAUGGUAUGUUCCUUUUGAUUA